Messenger RNA from Apis laboriosa (Himalayan honeybee), 10728 nucleotides. RefSeq names its product cytoplasmic polyadenylation element-binding protein 2 (gene orb2). Gene Ontology annotation, cellular component: synapse; neuron projection; cytoplasm. The transcript is spliced from 9 exons. The record is from RefSeq and is a predicted model, not a curated record. Gene Ontology annotation, biological process: negative regulation of cytoplasmic translation. Lineage: Eukaryota; Metazoa; Arthropoda; Insecta; Hymenoptera; Apidae. Bases 674 to 2998 code for a protein of 774 amino acids. Gene Ontology annotation, molecular function: ribosome binding; translation factor activity, RNA binding; transferase activity.
GACGAGACAGGAUGGUGGCGAAGGCGGCGGCGGCGACGGCGGCUCGAAGGCGAGAGGCGGUAACGCGCGUGCGUGGCCGACGUCGUCGUGCGACGCAGCAGCGACGUAGCGACGUCGACGUCGACGAGGACGAGGACGAGGACGAAGCGGCGGCCGAAGAUCGCCGAGUGGACGGCUACGCGGAGAGAGACUACGGCUGGCAUGGUGUGGGCCGCAGCAGGGCCACAGUGUUUGAAAAGUCGGCACCACGCACGAAUCGUGUUACGCGCGACGCAGAGCCACGAAGCUGCGUCGUCGAAUCGCGCUCGGCUGGCCUCCGAUCGAGUGCUCCGUCGAGCGCAGCCAAGAAACGCGAAUAAUAACCAGCCGGCCGUCCGAUUCCAGAUCGAUCGAAACUUACGUGGGCCGGGAAACUCUCGCCACUGCCCGCGAAUCGACAGUUACAACUUAUCAUCGUUCGAAAAGUCGUGGCACGUGAACGGACAAGAGCAGUAUCGUGGUCAAACUAUAUAACCGCGAGUGGUCAUAGUACGCGAGUUGCCAAUGAGAAGCAGCGCUAGGUCGAGCGAGGAAAAGCCGAGACGACGGGGGAUCCAAAAGGAGUUGGUCGGCGAAAGGGAUAUCCUCGAUACGAUCGGCAGGAUACUCGUGGAUCUUGGAACUACGACGAUUUAUGGGGGACUUUAGCGCGGCGAGUCUCUUCCCGAGUAGUAGUUUGUCAACCACGAGCAAAUCAUCGAUCGGGGGCAACAUCGCGAGCAGUACAGCCGGCGUAACGAUAACGGGCACGACAUCGACGAUGCAGGACGAUUUGUUGAUCGAGAAGCAAGCCGGUGGCAAAGCAGCGCCUCUAUCCCCGAACACCGGCCUGGAAACGGUCGGGGGCCAGGAGAAGGCGAAAGACGCGGUCGAGGUCGAGAGUAUCGCUAUCACGCCGACGACGCCCUCUUCAACCGAGAAGGAGAUCGCGUGCAGCACAAGCUCGGCACUGCAGAGUUUCACCGAGGCCGGUAGAGUGCCGAGCUUAUGGUCGGCCCCGGAUGAGACGGGCCUCCACGCGUUACCUGUCAACGGAUCCAUCGCCGCCUUUCAGAACUUUCCGACCGGCGGCCCGACCGGCUUGUUCGCCGGUAGCGGGCCGGCCGUGUCGGCCGGCGCGCGUCGCGCUAUCACGGCCAGUCACAAUUUCCCGCAACAGCACGGAACCGCGACCGCCCCCACCGCCAGGCACGGCGGCCUUCAAGUGUCGUCCGCUCAACAACAACAGCAGCAGCAGCAACAGCAGCAACAACAGCAACAGCAGCAGCAGCAACAGCAGCAGCAACAGUCGCAACAGCAGCAGCAGCAACCGCAUCAACAGCAACCGGCAGCUACCUCGCAUCCGGGUGUUUACCUUCCGGGGAAGGGUUACGCGGCCUGGUCCGGUGGGCCGCAAGCGCCUCAGCAAUGGAGCGCUGGGCCGCAGGCUGCCGCGGUCGCGAGCCCCGGUCUCUCGCCCUGGAAUCGUGGCAGAUCGGUACCCAAUCUUCCUCCCCUGCACUCGUCCCUGCACGCCGCGGCCGCGGCCGCGGCCGCUGUUGGAUUGCAAGGAAGGAAACCGAGUCCCACGUUUCCCGGCCAUCCGGGGCCGGCGGCUCAUCCCUCUUGCAUCAGCCCUGUUAAAUUUCGAAGGAGCACCUCGUAUCCCGGCAAGGGUAACAUGUAUCCGCCCCAACCCGCGCCCACCUUCGAAGUCACCACCGCCGAAGAGAGGGAUUUGUUACAGCUGCCACCGUUUCAGCAGGAUCGCAUGACAGCUAAUGGAAACUCACCACUGGACAAUAUGAGAACGUUAGAGCAUUAUUUGAGCGACAUUAUGCGGGCUGGUACAGCAGAUACUCCGGAACACGUGAAAGGAUACAUGAACUGCAAUGCCAGCACGCUGCAAUCGCUCACGCAACUACACGGCAAAUCACCGUUCUUCCCAAGUUUGGAGGAUCAGAGCGGCACGCUGCUAGAGGAUCCUAACGCGCCGAGCCAAUUGGAUGGCGUCGGUGGAGUCGGAGUCGGGGUCGGUGUCGGUGUUGGAGUCGGGGUCGGAGUGGGUGUGGGUGUCGGCGUGGGCGUCGGUGUUGGGGUCGGCGUCGGUAGCGGAAUAACUGGAUCUCAGACGGCACCGCUUUCCUCCCCUAGUCGGAGCAGUCCUCACAGUCAAGGCAGUGAAACCGGAGAACGCUUCUCUAGGAAAGUGUUUGUCGGUGGCCUGCCACCGGACAUCGACGAGGAGGAGAUCAAAGCGAGUUUCCGCCGUUUCGGAUCGUUGGUGGUCGAUUGGCCUCACAAAGCUGAAAGUAAAUCUUACUUCCCACCGAAGGGCUACGCUUUCUUGCUUUUCCAGGACGAAGCGUCCGUGCAACAGUUGAUCGACGCCUGCAUCCAAGACGAAGAGAAACUGUAUCUGUGCGUCAGUUCGCCAACAACGAAAGACAAACCGGUUCAAAUACGGCCGUGGCGAUUGAGCGACGCGGAUUUCGUGCUGGACGCCUCGAUGCCUUUGGAUCCACGGAAAACGGUAUUCGUCGGUGGUGUUCCCAGACCGUUGAAAGCUGUCGAGCUGGCGAUGAUCAUGGACCGACUUUACGGGGGCGUGUGCUACGCCGGUAUCGACACCGAUCCCGAGUUGAAGUAUCCGAAGGGAGCUGGUAGGGUCGCUUUCAGCAAUCAGCAAAGCUAUAUAGCUGCCAUAUCGGCCAGAUUCGUUCAGUUACAGCACGGCGACAUAGACAAAAGAGUCGAGGUCAAACCGUACGUUCUGGACGAUCAAAUGUGCGACGAGUGUCAGGGACAACGUUGCGGUGGCAAGUUCGCGCCUUUCUUUUGCGCGAAUGUUACCUGCCUACAGUACUAUUGCGAGCACUGUUGGGCGACGAUUCAUUCACGGCCGGGUCGAGAAUUUCAUAAGCCGUUGGUGAAAGAGGGUGCAGAUCGACCUCGAACCGUGCCGUACCGCUGGUGUUAACCCCAGCUGCGUUGUCCCUAAUUAUCUCGCAACCCUAGCUAAUUAACUACCACUUCUACGUACCAACUCCUCCUCCUCCUCCUCCUCCUCCUCCUCCUCCUCCUGCUCCUCCUCCCCCUACGAGAACCCCUCCUACCGACCGCUGUCACCCACCCUGCCAUUCAUUCGAGAACCCCCCUGGCCCGUCCGACACCUCCGUCUCACCCCCAUGCUCGCAUACCUACCUGCCUUCGGGAGCACAGCCCGAAACCGUUAUUACCGCUACUUACCCACUGAUCGUCGGUACUAUCGCUAUUCUAUUACUAUCGCUAUUAUCGCUCUAUUAUUACCAUUAUUACCACGCUCUAUUAUCGAAACGAAUCACUAUUAUUAUUCCACUAUGAGUUUAUUUUUACUCUCCAAUCCACUAUUGCUACUACUGGACGUGUUUACUCGGCGUGCACUAACCCGGUCGCCUUCGCCAUCGCCACCACGGCCGAGACCGUCAUCGUCGUAACCCCACCGCAGCCACCAUCGCCAUCGCCAUCGCCAUCGCCAUCGCCAUCGCCGCCGCCUCCACCGUGUUCCACCAUCGGCCGAACGACGUCUCGACGACACGCAUCGCACCGACGACAACUUUCACCGACAACUUUCGUCUCUCCCAAGUUUGUGCCGUGCACAUAUACAAUAUACACAUCGUACACACGCAUACACAUACACACAUACCGAGCACCGACCGCCCACCGAGAGGAAAGCAGCAGCGGUUUAGCAGCGGAGGGAGGGAUGCUGAUCGGCGACCGAUACAGCGGCUCGUCGUCGAUGGGACGGGGCAACGGCGCGAGCGAGCUGAUUCCUCGAGCGGGAAAAAAAAAAACAAUGGAACGAGGUCGAGAAGCGACGAAGAGAGAGAGAGAGAGAGAGAGAGAGAGAGAGAAAAUGAGAGAGGGAGGGAGGGAGGGAGGAACGUCGAGGACAGAAGAGGAAAAAGAAGAAGGAACAACGGAGCAUCGCCCUUCCCGACCGACCGAGAUGGAGCAUGCGUUAGUUACCGACAUCGAUAUCGAUGCACGCUUGUAUACAGAUACGUAUGUGUGUAUACGUAUACACGCGUGUAUUUAUCUAAUAUAUAUAUAUAUAUAUAUCAUAUAUAACAUAGGUAUUAUAAAUUCGUAAAAUGGCCACGAUUCGCGGCUCUCUAUCUCUCUCUCUCUCUCUCUCUCUCUCUCUCUCUCUCUCUCUCUCUUUCUCUCACUCUUUCACUCACUCUUUCGCGCCGAGCGGGAAACGAAAGAGAGUUUCGAGUCGCGGAUCGUCUCUUCCAAAUCGUGGACGUGAAACGGGAAGACACGUUCCAGGAGUUUUCCCUCCUCGCCUUCGUUCCUUGCUCCGUCCGCUCGUCCCCUCUCUCUCGAUCGCGGCGCUGGAUCGAUCGGUUGAAGGUCGAUCGCGCAUCGCGACCGAGCAGGGACGCGCGCGACAAGCGGAGGAAUGAUCGUUCUCCUGCGAGAUUUGCCUAUCCCGAGAUAUUUUCGGGCAAACGAAAUACCGUAAUCUCCUCCUCUGAUUCUUCUACUUCUUCUUGUUCUUCUUGUUCUUCUUUUUCUUGCGAUCUUUCACUUUUCGUCCACUUCGAGACUCCAAGGGCCAAGAGGCAAAGAAAGAAAAUCGGAGAACGGGGGGAGGGAGGGGAGGGAGGGGAGGGGAGGGGAGGGAGGGGGAACGAAGCGCCAGGGCAGUUGUCCCUUCCUUUCGUCGAUCGUUUGGCGCCACCUCGAUUGAGACACGAGCCGAAGGAGGGAUAUCGAAGCGGGAAUUGAGUGAAACGCCGUGUGGCAACGCCAAGCGGCGAGCAGCUUGCCCUCUCCUCGAUGAAAGGAUGCGGCCGGAUCGUUUCCGGAAAUCGGGGCCGUGUACGAUUAAAAUGUACGUGUGUGAUUCGAAAUGGGAUAAGAGGUGAUAGCGAGUACCUGAUUCGAUGACGCGAAACUGCAAGUUUAAGAUUGGUGGAGCGUGAAAGAGAGAAUGGAGAGAGAGAGAGAGAGAGAGAGAAAGAGAGAGAGAAAAUGAUCGAAUGACUGGUGGAGAAAGAUGGAAAAUUCGUGUACGAAUUGGAGUCUGCGCGAACGAAUGAAGAGAGAAGAGAGGGGAAGGAAAAGAUAGGAAAGGCAGGAAAUAUUGGGGAAAAGAAAAAUGGUGGCCGGUGGAUAAACGCGUAAAAGUGGUAUUAAUAAUUAUAACGAAAGAGUUGGAAGGUGAAAUUUUAGAUAAUGGAAAACAUCCACGCUUCGAACCGCUGUAUAUUAGACGAUUAUCUGUAUCACACAAUCUUUAGCUUUUAAGAAAUUAUUGGAUAUGUCGGAUAGGUGCGUUAUAUAUACAUACAUACAUACAUACAUACAUAUAUAUAACACACGUACACACACAUACAGACACACACAUAUAUAUAUAUAUACACACGCGUUUAUCGCGACUCGCGCUCGUAGGCAACAUAUUUGAGCGAAACGAAUGAUUUUUUACCGAUUAACUUGUUCGAGUGCGGGCAUAAUAGUGAACAAAAAAAGUAUCAUUAGAUAAAAUGGAAGAGUGGAUGGAAAGGUGGUAGUAGAAGACGGAGAUGGCGAACGGGAAUGGAUAGAUAGAGGACAGAAAAAAUUUAAGAGGGAGUGUAGAGUAGAGACGCGUGAAUGUGUGAGCGUUUGUGUCCAUGCGCAUGCGUGUAAGGGGGAAGCGAGAGAGAUUGAUCGAGAAAGAAUAAGAAGGAAGAGGAAGAAUGAACAGGGGGCUUAGAGAGGCGAAGUAGAGAGAGAAACGGGAUUCGAACGGACGUUGAAAUGACGAUUAGUCUAAUUCGCUUGACGCGCCGUUACGCGUUGAGUACACGUUUAACCGUACCAGAUCCUCAGCCAAUACUUGAAAUCUUUACCGAGCGACCUUUCCAAAAGAAAGAUAAGAUAAACGAAAAAAAAAUAAAAAAGAAAAAGAAAAAAAAAGAAAGGAAGAGAGAAAGAAAGAAAAGGGGAAGAAGGAAGAAGGGAGAAAAACGAGGGAAUGAACCUCGCACAGGGUCGUACCUCGUACCAGACUGCUACUCGUUUUCAAAAGAAAAAAAAAAAAAAGAGAGAGUACAAAAUGAAAUGAACGGUCGCGUCGAAACUUGGAAGUCAAGGAAGAAGCACCGAAGUGAGAGCGAAGAAAAAAGAGAGAGAGAGAGAGAGAGAAAAGGAUGGUUCGAUCUUACGAAAAAGAAAAAAAAACGAGUCAAAGGGGACUAAUUUCGGCCGUGAAUCUGGAAAAACGAUCAUUAAGAAAGAAAGAAAGAAAAAAAAAAAACCUGGUUGAAACGUAAAAUGAUUCUACGUACCUGGGCCUCCGCGUUUCUUUUUUCGAAUAACGAGCGGUGAAAUAAUGUCUCUCCAGUGGAUCUAAAACACACUAAAACUACUUGAAACGAGUCAACCUCGCGAACCGAGAAACGGGGGAAAAAAAAAAAAACGCUCUCCUCUAGAGCGGACAUUUUCUUGACAGAGAAGAGACUUGGCGACCGAGCUCCUAGCAAAUUACUCUUCAUACGUCCGAUAUAAGAGAUUCGAGGGAAACGCGUGCAAGGAUUAAAACAUUCUUUUCGCGUGAGAAAUCAAUAGAAUAAAGAAAGAAAAGAAAAAUAAUAAUAAUAAUAAUAAUAAUAAUAAUAAUAUUAAUAAUAAUAAUAUUAAUAAUAAUAAUAAUAAUAAUAUUAAUAAUAAUAAUAAUAUUAAUAAUAAUAAUAAUAAUAAUAAUAAUAAUAUUAAUAAUAAUAAUAAUAAUACUGCAUGGGUUCCUCCUGUGUAGACACCGAUCCUUCUUGUACCGAUACGAUCCGCGUUAAACGGCUGUCGCGAUGCACGUUUUUUCUUAAUCCUAACGAAUUUCUUCGCUCGAUGUAUAUAAUCAAAUAACUCAAAUGAAUGCAAUCGACGUAGUUCAAAUGAAAUCUCAUCUCGACGGAGACACGUUUAUUAAUAGGUUCUAUUCUUCGAAGGAGGAACAGAGGGUUUUUCUCGGUGGAAAAAAUAUAUUCUCGAUGUGUCGUUUCCAACACGUGAAUCGUCUCUUGUUGACUUGUGUUAUCGUCCUCUUAUCUUUCCAUCUAUCGGAACACCUAUCUUACUUUAAUCGCCUCUUUAUUUUAUCCCCUUACAAACGAAGUGUUGCAACGUAUCGAAGAGAAGAAGAGAGAAGAAGAGAGAGGAAGAGAGAGAGAGAGAGAGAGAAGAAGAAGAAAGAAAAAGGAAGCGGAAAAAAAAAGAAGAGAAAUUGUCUUAUUUCGAUCGAUCCCGGGCAAAGUGACGAUGUAACGGUGGAAACGGCACGGGUGAAUAGUCAGUAUGCAACGUUAUGUGUUCCGCUUAAUAGAUGGACGUUUUAUACGUAGCAGCACCGUAAGUUGAAACCAUAAGCUCGUAGAUUAACCUCGCACGACGAGUAUCUUUAACGACACGCUUUCGCGUGUUAUGCAAAAUAAAAUACACGCGAUAUACACGUAUACACAUAAACAUAUAUAUAUACACAUACAUAUAUACAUACAUAUAUACAUACAUACACACACGCACACACACACACACAUAAUAUAUACACGCAUACCUACGACAUCAUAAAUUUAGUCAUCCGAAAAUGAAUCGGUAAAAAAAAGAUGAUCGUGGAUUAAUCGACGACGUACCUUGCGUACGCUUAGUAACGAGGAAUGAAUAAACAAAAAAAUAAUUUCCACAUCUAUAUAUAUAUACAUAUAUAUAUUUACAUAUAUAUUUAUUUUUUUGGUACUCUUUUUGUAUAUACGUGUCGCCAUAGAUUAGGUGACGAUCUAGGAUCCGCACGAGAUACGAGAUAUCCGCGUGAGAGAACAGAGAGCAAAAAACCAAGGGAGAUGAGGGGAAAGAAUGAGGGGGAGUGAUAGUAAGAAAAUGAGAAAGAGGGUGAAAAAUCGACACGUGUGAAUGUGUGCAAGGUGUGAAAAAGUGAGAGAGAGAGAGAGAGGAAGGGAGGAGAGAUGAUUAAUCGCAUUAACUUUCCGUCCUUUCGUUCACACGAAUUUCCACGAUUGAACUUGAAAUACCGAUUCAUCGUAUCCCGUUUGAUACAAGCACGCCAUCGGACGAGAAAAUUCAACAAGAAUAAAUGGAGGAAUAAGAUUCACAUCCUGUAUACGCGAAGGAGGACACGUUCGACGAAAGAGGAAUAGAAGACGGCAUCCUAUCCUUUCCUUGAUAACGAUCAAUCAAUCAAGAGCAAGGAAGAAGGGGGAGAAAUUCUGUGAACGAAAAGACGCGAAUGAGAUAUAAGAGGGAAGAUAAGAAAGGAAAAGAAAGGAGAAAUGGAAAAAGCAAGACUUGGCGAAACAAGAGGACAAAGGGAAGAGGAUUUUUAGUUAGAGUAAUUUUUCGACGCUCGGCACCGUUCUCGCGUGGACGAGAAGCGAUGAAACGCGGCGCGGCUAGGAUUAGCGCGAGAUAGCGGCCGCGAUUCACGCGUCUCGGCAACGUCGCUAUCUCACGGAUAAAUUUAUUAAACGCAUAUACCCAACGCAACGUAUAUGUGUGCAUAUAUAUAUAUAUAUAUGACGCGGUGCAUUCGAGAUAAUUUUUCCCAUUGCUUCGAUGAAACGCGUUUACGCUCGACGAUUCGCUCGACGAUCCUCGAUCCAUCGAAAAGUGUCUCGUGAAAAGGUUUCGAGACUCCGCGUACCACCACUUUCGAUCGCGGCGCGACGAGAAAAAGAAACGCGUGAGAAUUCGUUUAUUCUCAUUGGUUAUCGUGACGCUGUCUCUCCGUUUCUCGCCACCAAUAUUGAUUUCGAAAGAAUCCCUUGGAAGAAGCGUGGAAAAACGGCGACGAAUCUUUUUCUUUUUUUUUUCUGGAGCCGUGUCAAUCGACGCGGACGAGAGGGAAUCGAGGGUCAGCGAAACAGAGAGAGAGAGAGAGAGAGAGAGAGAGAGAAGUCGAGCAGUCGGCGAGCGACGGCUUCGAAGGGAUCGGAAAAAUUCUUCGUCGCGAUUAGUGCGAUGCGAGGUUGCCGCGGCUCAUAUAUAUACUAGGUGAAAAUUUGCAUCCCGUAAACGAGCACGAAACGAUACGCGUUCGAAACGCUUUCGCGCGCGGCCACAGGCUCGUAACCACACCGACACACGUAAACGAGACCAACACUUAUUAGACACACGAUCUCGUUCGUGCACGGACACGUUCUCCCCACUAAUCGAUCGAUAUAAUCGUAGUGAAACUUAUCUAGGUACCAAUUCACCUAAAUCAAUUGAUAAUUAAAAAAAAAAAAAGUAUAUAUAUAUAUGUAUAUAUGUGUAUAUACAUAUAUAUAUAUAUAUUGAUAUACAUAUAAUAUAUAUAUUAAUAUAUAUUAUAUAGAAAGUAGUAUUGUUCCGAUACUCGAUCGCGAACCGAGUAUUUGGGCAAGAAUCGAGAUCGAGAUUUUUCUAGACAAAUUUUUCUAAUCGUUGACGAAUCGCGCGGUGUUCUUCCACGCAUCAAAUCGUGGAGACAAUCUCCUUCUAUCGAUACAUACUCGCGUAACGCAUCCGUAGAAAAUUCUUUAAAUCGUUUUUACGCGGCAAACGGACGCUCGAAACGAGGCGGUAAUCCGUGUCAGAAUUAUUUAUAAUUAUCCCGCCACUUUUCACUAAACGAAUUUUUUCCCCUCCCCAGAGCGGUGUCUUACGUUCUGGCACGGAUCGUAUCGAUUCCCGCGCGCAUGCGUAUAUACGCGUACGCGUGCAUAUACACGAUUCUUCAAUAUAUAUAUAUAUAUCUAUAUAUAUGAUAUAUAAACACACAAUAUGAAAACGUGCAUGCAUGUUUUUCGUACCGCGGAAGUAUAGUCGCUUUUCUUCGAAAACGUUAACCAAGAGAUGAUGAUGUCUUUUUCUAGGCAUCGAUCUCGGGUUCGCGAAACGCGAAAUACCUGCGUGGUUUGGAUCAUACGUUUCGAUCAUACCAUGAACGGUGUGAAUACGCGAACGGUGAGACAAUUAUUAGACAAUUCAAGACAUUUUCCAAAUAUUUCCGUGUCCGCCGAUAUCGAAUCGAAACGAUUUAUUUCAUCGUUUCGGACAGUUUGGACAGUUUGUUUUUGUACGUGGUAGAUAGUGAUUUAGGCCAAUUAGGAAAUUUUAAUUUGAAUAUUUUUUAGACGUGUAAUUUUUUUCUUUCUUUCUUUUUUUUUUUUUUUUUAAUUUCUCAUCGCGAAAUUGUUGUGUCGAUGAGGUAAUCGUUCUGGGAAGAUUAUUCUCAACGAUUCGAAAUGUGGAUUUGUAGGAAAAUUAUUUCGCGGAUCUUUGUUCGAUCGUAUUCGAGAUAUUUCACGCGCGGCGAUUGAACAAUUCGCCACGAACGAACAUAUCGCUCCUCCGGAACUUACCGGAAGUGAAGUGGAUAUACACGCGUGAAAUUUUUGAAAAUUUUUUUCUUCUUCUCGAUUGAAUAAACGAAAAAAGAGCGAAACUGUCCGCAGAUGAAGCACGUUGUUCGUUCGAAAUACACGAAGCCGCGAUUUAUUAAUGGGAGGGCGGGGGUGGGAUGAAACCGCGAGAAAGUAUGGAUAAAGGAAACCGCGAUUGUAGUCGCCCAUAGCGAAAUUUUAUACGUAAGAACGUGCACGCGUACACACGAUGAAAACGCAUCCGCCGAUGAUGGCGCGCUAAGAAUUUAAAAGGGAGAGAGAGAGAGAGAGAGAGAGAGAGAGAGAGAGAGAGAGAGAGAGAGAGAGA